Molecule: messenger RNA, 1875 nt
Organism: Nerophis lumbriciformis (worm pipefish)
Lineage: Eukaryota; Metazoa; Chordata; Actinopteri; Syngnathiformes; Syngnathidae
Source: RefSeq, a predicted model, not a curated record
AUGGAGUUCCCGGGAGAAGAAGUACUGCUGGAGCUCUUCCACCGCUCUAAAACAGAAUUGUCGUGCAUGGAAAACCCGCACACGUUCAUACGACAGCUCAGGGAUUACCGUCUGAUUCCAGAAGAGUUUUACAAGAAAGUAAACCGCAAAAGAAACAAGAAGACCUUGAAAAAUGACCUCUAUGACAUUCUGGACUGGAUGGAGCGGAAACGAUCACAGGACAUUAAAGUGUUUUGGCGGUGUGUCUUUAAGGAAGCCAUUGUAAACGAAUAUCCCACCCUGCAACAGUUGCGCAAAAGCCUCAACGACGGUAUGAGUCAUUUUUUUAAUGUCAAGGGACAGGAGGAGACCACUGCAAGGAAAAGAAAGCCAUUAGAAAAAGAAGGUUUAGAGAGGAGGGAAGAAAUACAAGUGUCAAAGAAGAAGAAGCAGAACAACUACACGUUGUACAGGGAGGAAGAGCAGCCCUCGCAGUCGUCUGCAUCACCAAUGAAUAGUCCUUUUAUAUGGAUUGAAGAGGAGGAGACUGAUGUCAGGAUUACAAAAGAGCCAUCAAAAGAUGAAAAUGUCGAGAGCAGUGAAGAAAUCACAGCGUCAAAGAAAAAGAAGAAACACAAGAUAAAAGACAACAAGAGUGAGGAAGAGGUGCCCUCUUCAUCAAAGAAAACAAAACUGCGCUUCUCCUCUCCAAUUAAGGGUAAGGGCAAUGACAUUUGGACAUGGCCACUAUAUAAAUACAGCCUUCCUGUGACCUGUGGAAACAUGACAGGGACAUUGAACCGAGAUCGUCUAAGAAAAGGGAAGCCAUCCAUUUUGGUCAACAAAGAGUGGAUUACUCCCAAUGAAUUUCAACGUCGUGGGGGCAAGGCUAGUUACAAGAACUGGAAGAUGAGCAUCCGAUGUGUGGACACACCUCUUGCAAAGCUUCUGGAGGUGCAAAAAUCACUCUUCGCCACUGAUAAGAGCACUGACACAGAUUCCGAACAUGAGAUUUUAUCGGAUGAAGAGGCUGAAGUACAGGAGGAGGGGCCCAGCAGCAGCAAUGACAGCAACUCAGACAGAUCUGUGUUCAAUGUGACGUGUGGGGAACUUGCUGGCAAAUUACACAGAAAACGAUUUGCAACAGGGAACUGUGGUCUGAGCAUUCGCACAAACAGCUGCUGGAUGACACCAGCUGACUUUGUGAAGGAGGCAUUGGAUGGGGAAGAUGCCUCCUGGAAGAAGGAACUCAUAUUGGAAGGCCGGUCGCUCGAUGUUGUUCUUAAUGAAAAAGUGUUGCAGCUUCACUCGCUCCUGUGUAAUUGCAAACUAUGUAAACCAACCGAUGGUGAUCUGGACGAGCAGAAAAAUGAUGAUGAGUGUUGUGUGUGUAAAAGUGAGGGAGACCUAGUCGUGUGUGACAGUUGCCCACGUUCCUUCCAUCCAAACUGUCACCUUCCUCACAUUGACAACAACAUUUUGAGUGAUAAUAAAACGUGGAAGUGCACCUUUUGUAUCUUCUCGGCAUUUAAAGAGUGGCGCUACUCUGACGAACUGGAAAGCUCAACUGUCCUGUCCAAACAAAUAUCCAAACACAUGCUGGAGUGCCAUUACCUGCUCCUCUAUUUGUUUAGUCUUGAUGAUGAACAAUUUUUUGCAACAAAUCCAUGUGGCUACCUGAAAGACUACACCUCUGUGGUCAAGACUCCUAUGUGGUUAUGCAAAAUUGAAGAAAAGCUCCAGAAGAACGAAUACUGCCUCAUCUCCGACUUUGUUUCCGAUGUUGAGCUACUUUUCUCUAACUGCGUUUUGUACAACAAGAAUAACCCUCAUUUCUUCAGCAUGGGUGCCAGACUAAAACAAUUAUUUGAUGAAGAAUUCAAGAGUGCCUUCUGA